AAGAAGAAAAAGAAAGUGAAGAGAAAGGAAAGUUAUUCACUGUACAUCCACAAAGUGUUGAAGCAAGGUCAUCAAGAUACUGGAAUUACAACCAAAGCCAUGGGUAUCACGAACUCUUUCGUUAGCGACAUUUUCGAGCGUAUAGCAAUGGAGGCAUAUCGCCUGACAAAGUACGGUAAGAAGUCGACAAUGAGUUCCCGCGAAAUCCAAACUGCUGUACGGCUGCUUCUGCCAGGUGCAGUUGCAAAGCAUGCAGUCAGCGAAGGCACGAAGACUGUCACCGAAUACACAAGCAGCAAGUGA
This is a messenger RNA of Pocillopora meandrina, 303 nucleotides long. Lineage: Eukaryota; Metazoa; Cnidaria; Anthozoa; Scleractinia; Pocilloporidae. The record is from the annotation of a GenBank genome assembly.